Molecule: messenger RNA, 618 nt
Organism: Zingiber officinale
Lineage: Eukaryota; Viridiplantae; Streptophyta; Magnoliopsida; Zingiberales; Zingiberaceae
Exons: 1
Coding region: 1-618 (205 amino acids)
Source: RefSeq, a predicted model, not a curated record
AUGCCGGCCUCCAAUGCUCUACCUCUCCUCUCUUCCCCUCUCCCUCUCUCCGUAGGCGCCGGUUCACCGGAGGAGAGUUGUCCUCUGCUUCGGUCUCCAGGCGGACGACGAGGAGCACCACCACCGUUACCACUGGCGCACGUCGCCGCCCCCAGCGGGCACCGCCACUACCUCCUGCGACCAUCAUUGUCUCUUCUUGCGGCCACUACCGCUGGCACCAGUGCACGCUACCGCCUCCUGCGACCAUGGCCGUCGGCAACCACCGAUGCCUCCUCCCGCGGCCACAGCCAUCGCCUCCUGCGACCAUGGCCGCCGGCAGCCACCGCUGCCUCCUCCCGCAGCCACAGUCGUCGCCUCCUGCGUCCAUCGCCACCGGCAGCCACCGCUGUCUCCUCCCGCGGCCACAGCCGCCACCUCCUGAGACCAUCGCCGCCGACAGCCACCGCUACCUCCUCCCGCAGCCACAGUCGCCGCCUCCAGCGGGUGUCGCCUCCGUCAGCCGCCGUCGUCUCCUCCCGCGGUCAUAGUCGCCGUCUCCAGUGGACGCCUAGGUGGUCACCGCCUACGCACCGUUUGUUUACUCCAACCUUCGAGUCGAGAUGGGGUUCCGACCAUUGA